This is a messenger RNA of Cucumis melo (muskmelon), 2832 nucleotides long. Its product is annotated as acyl-CoA-binding domain-containing protein 6. The record is from RefSeq and is a predicted model, not a curated record. The transcript is spliced from 17 exons. The coding region runs from base 521 to 2554 and encodes 677 amino acids. Gene Ontology annotation, molecular function: protein binding. NCBI's taxonomy places the organism in Eukaryota, Viridiplantae, Streptophyta, Magnoliopsida, Cucurbitales, Cucurbitaceae.
UCUCUCCUUCUUGUCUUCUUCUUCUUCUUCUUCAACUGUAGCUUCCUUUCACUUCACAUGGCCUAUUCUAGCAUUCUCCUUCUCUCCUCUUCCCCCCCCCCCCCCCACUACUACCUGACAAAACUCCUUGCUAAUCUGCGCUUCCUUUAAGGUCACUUUCUUCCUUUGUCUUUCUUUUUCCAGUGGACGAAUGAACGAACGAACCAAAAAGUAGCUGAUCCUCCUCGGAGUUUGGCCCCCUUUUGUCGCAGGAUCCAAUGUCUUUUUGAUUGAUUUCUUUCUAUUCUAUCGCUAUCCCGCCUCUAUCUCUAUUGCGUGUCUCAAUACUUUGCUUCUGUGGUUGUUUUGGUUGCAUUCCGCUACCUCUUCUGGACUCCGAGGGUUUUUGUUGUUUGGCUCGUGGUUGUGUACCUUCCCUUUGAUGGUAAUGUGGUUUUUUUUUAUUCUCUCUGAAGUGGUUAGGGUUUUGGAGUGAGGAAGUUUCUGGUGGUGGUGGUGAAGAAGUUUUUAGUCUGUGAAAAUGUUCGGGUUUCGGAGGCGAAUGAAGCUUGGAAGAUUGAAAGUCCAGCUUUCGGAUCCUGCUCAGGGAACUAGGAGUCCUAUUCGAAACCCCAAACGAGGGAGCAGCUCUAAUAGUGAAUGUGCUGCGCCGGCUAGUAGGCAUUCUGAAGAGCAUGAUGAGGGGCAACGAGCUUCUGACGUUCCAGAUAUUAGUAAUAAUGGUGCUUCGGGACAGUCUGAGAAUUGGAUGGUCUUGUCGAUUGCAGGGGAAAAACCAGCUCCUCGUUUCAAUCAUGCCGCAACGGUGAUUGGAAAUAAGAUGAUUGUUGUUGGUGGCGAAUCUGGGAGUGGAUUAUUAGAUGAUGUUCAGGUUCUUAAUUUUGAUAAAUUUACUUGGACCAGAGCCUCAUCAAAGCUUUACCUAUCACCUAGCUCACUUCCAUUGAAGAUCCCUGCAUGCAAGGGUCACAGCCUGGUUUCUUGGGGGAAGAAAGCUCUCUUGGUUGGGGGUAAGACAGAGCCAGGAAAUGAGAGAGUGGCAGUGUGGGCAUUUGACACAGAGACAGAAUGUUGGUCGCUGAUGGAAGCAAAGGGAGAUAUACCUGUCGCUAGAAGUGGUCACACUGUAGUUAGAGCUAGCUCUGUUUUAAUCCUUUUUGGAGGUGAAGAUAGUAGGAGGAGAAAACUCAACGACCUUCACAUGUUUGACCUUAAAUCUUUUACUUGGCUCCCUCUACAUUGCACAGGAACGGGACCAUCUGCAAGAUCCAACCAUUUGGCAGCUCUUUAUGAUGAUAAAACUCUACUUAUAUUUGGAGGGACAUCAAAAUCCCGAACCCUGAACGAUUUAUAUUCGCUUGACUUUGAAACAAUGGUAUGGUCAAGAAUAAAGGUACGGGGUUUUCAUCCAUCACCUAGAGCUGGUUGCUGUGGCGUUCUCUGUGGAACUAAAUGGUGCAUAGCAGGGGGUGGAAGCAGAAAAAAGAGACAUGCGGAUACUUUGAUCUUUGACAUACUGAAACUUGAGUGGUCCGUUGCUCUCACAUCACCUCCAUCUUCUGUUACCACCAAUAAGGGUUUCAGCUUAGUGCUCGUGCAGCACAAGGAGAAGGAUUUUCUUCUUGCAUUUGGGGGAUCCAAAAAGGAGCCAUCAAAUCAGGUUGAAGUAUUGACCAUGGAAAAGAAGGAGCCAUCUUUGAGGCACCGAUCCAAUCCCAUUGACUCAACUGCUAGACAAAAUCUAGCAUCUGCUAUUGAACAUGGUUCUGGAAGAAAAUCCAUUUCAGAGACCUCACUUGUCGAUCCAAAUCCUAUUCCUGGAAAUAUUUCACUCCGCAAGCAAUUUCAUAAUGAUGAAGCCUUUGACAAAACUACUAAGAUAGCCAAGACUGCAGAAGAUGAUUCCUCCACUUCUCAGGUAACAGAGAACAAGUUGACUCAAUCUGGGGGUGAAUUCCAUGGGGAGACACUGCCUUCAGUAUACGAGUAUGAAAGCUCAAAUCCCUUCAAGGAAGGAGUUGGAUACCAUCCCAUUGAUAACACUGAUCUAUUCAGCGAAAACAGUGGUAAAAUAGUAACAUCAUCCACUUUUUCAAGUAUAUAUCAAUUUUAUGAAGCAAAAAUGGCGGCCUUAAUCAGAAAGAAUGGAGUUCUCGAAGGGCAACUAGCAGCAGCAACGGCGAGCCGAGAAGCCGUGGAGAAAAACUUAUCCUCUGCUCUAAAGAUCCGGCAGGAGAUGGAGAAAAGAAUAGCUGAUAUGAUAAAGGAAAUGGAAAUGCUGAGAGAUAAGCUAGCAGGAGUAGAAAUAGCAAAAGAAGAGGCCAAUAGUCUGUCAAAUAUUGUCCACUCUGACAAUGUACGCCUUGAACAUGAUGUUGCUUUCCUCAAAGCAGUUUUGGAUGACACUCAGAAGGAGCUUCAUUCUACUAGAGGAGUCCUUGCAGGAGAAAGGUCUAGGGCCUUCCAACUACAGGUAGAGGUAUUUCAUCUAAAGCAAAGAUUGCAAUCCAUGGAGAACCGAGCACCGACACCAAGGAAACCGUUCCACAUGUAGCAAUACAAUUCGAACAAACACGGUAAGCAUCUGUAAAUUAAAAUGAUUCCCAAUUGUAAGGUUGUGGAGAGAUUAUUGUUGCCAGAAAUAAGAGCUUAUUGAAAUCCAUCUUCCUUGAGGUAACCAACAACGAGAUAUAAGAUUUUGUAAUGGGAACUUAUCUCCACAAAUUGAUUCACAACAAAUCAAUAGGCUUAGAAUGUGGUUAGUUGUAGCGUAGGGUUUGUUGAAACCUUUUGUAUUAAUUCAAUUUAAGUGUAAAAAAGAGUUUGCCUAAA